This is a messenger RNA of Seriola aureovittata, 8174 nucleotides long. Its product is annotated as multiple PDZ domain protein. The record is from RefSeq and is a predicted model, not a curated record. Gene Ontology annotation, molecular function: protein binding. The transcript has 49 exons. NCBI's taxonomy places the organism in Eukaryota, Metazoa, Chordata, Actinopteri, Carangiformes, Carangidae. The coding region runs from base 354 to 6776 and encodes 2140 amino acids.
ACUUCUUUACCGUCUCCUCGUCGGAAGCCUGUUGCUUUCUUGCUCCAUGGAUGAGAUGGGGAAGACGGAGGAGGAGGAGGAGUUGAGAAAAGCGGAUUGUCCCAAGUGUCUUGGCGACUAUAUUCAAAAUACUAACAAACCUGACUGGAUUUACUAACAAUACACAUAGCUAAUAUAUACUGUAGAAAACGCUUUACUAACAUUAUAAAGUAUUAUGUAGGGAAGGGACGUAGCCUAGUCGACCGACAUCGCCUAUUAUUUUGGAAAAGAACUUGCCUACACGGCCUUGAACAAGGGGAGAGUGUGAAACUGCUGUUAAUGGAGAGAAAUCUCAUUCACCUGGAAUAAAGAAAAUGAUUGAAACUAUGGAUACACAGCGUGCCUUGCAGGCAGUGGAGCGUCUCCAGGCCAAACUGAAGGAGCGAGGGGAGGUGCCCACUGAGGAGAAGCUCAGCCUGCUUAAAUCAGUGCUCCAGAGCCCCCUCUUCCACCAGAUCCUGGCCUUGCAGAAGUCUGUCCAGCAUCUCAGAGACCAGGGGAGCGUCCCAGCAUCACGUGGGAGUGACCCUGCCGAUCACAUCACAGCGGCGAAGCCCAAUGGAAGCCAUGUCUCCUAUUCAGAUAUACCAGCUGCUACACACAUUAAUGGGAAGACGUCAACCGAAGAAUUCGAUCAUAUUAUUCAGUCCAUGGCACAGGGGCGCUAUGUGACACAUGUGGAGCUGCAGAAGCCAGUGUCAGGAGGUCUGGGCUUCAGCGUGGUGGGCCUGAAGAGCGAGAACCGCGGAGAGCUCGGCAUCUUCAUCCAGGAAAUUCAACCGGGGAGUGUGGCUCACUGUGAUGGAAAGCUCAAAGAAGCUGACCAGAUCUUGUCCAUCAAUGGCCAGCCCCUGGACCAGACAGUGACCCACCAGCAGGCCAUAGGCAUCCUGCAGAGUGCUUCAGAGAGGGUGCAGCUCACAGUGGCAAGAGGACCAAUACCUCAGCUGACCAGUCCUGUGGUGUCCCGCACGCCCUCUGCUGCCAGUACACUGUCAGCCAACUCCAGCGCGUGGCAGCACGUGGAGACAAUUGAGCUGGUCAACGAUGGCACUGGCCUUGGAUUUGGUAUUGUGGGAGGCAAGACCACUGGAGUUAUUGUCAAAACCAUUCUCCCUGGAGGCAUAGCUGAUCAGGAUGGCCGCCUGCGCAGUGGAGACCACAUCCUGAGAAUUGGGGAAACUGACCUGUACGGCAUGGGCAGUGAACAGGUGGCACAGGUCCUCAGGCAGUGUGGCAACAGGGUGAAGCUGGUGGUUACCAGGGGUCCCGUAGACGAGAAUCCCUCAGUCUCUGCGGUAAUGCCUGUGGUGCUCCCCACUGUCAAUGAACAACAGGGCUAUGAGGAAGAUGAGACUGAAGCGUUUGAUGUGAGCCUAACCAAGAACGCCCAGGGACUAGGGAUCACCAUUGCUGGAUAUGUUGGAGAUAAAAAUUCAGAGCCCUCUGGUAUUUUUGUCAAGAGUAUAACAAAAGACAGCGCCGUAGAUCAAGAUGGCCGUAUUCAUGUGGGAGACCAGAUAAUAGCUGUUGAUGGUGUAAACAUACAGGGAUACACCAAUCAACAGGCUGUGGAAGUGCUCAGACAUACCGGCCAGACAGUCCAUCUUAAGCUGAUCCGGCGGGGCUUCAGGCCUGAUGAGAUCCCCCCUGCUGUGUCCCCCAGUGUCACCAUCCUGCCCCCCUCUACCACCAUCCCCACCACCACCACCGUCAUGAGGGAGCUCGAGCUGGAGAGGAAGAAGGCUGAGGAGGCUGUGGAAGUCACUGUAGAUGAAAAGCCGCUCCAGACAAAGAGUGAAGGAUCUGAUGUCAGCCCAGCCACGGAUAAGCUAACAGAAGACAAAAAUGGAAUGAAGUUAACACUCUUUGAAGAAGAAGAACUAAUGAAGAAAUGGCAGGGGAUUCUGGGUCCAAGUAAUGAAGUUGUAGUGGCUCAGGUGGAGAAGUUCAGUGAGAACAGUGGCCUGGGGAUCAAUCUAGAAGCCAACAGUGGGCAUCAUUACAUCCGCUCUGUUCUACCUGAGGGACCUGUUGGUCGCUGUGGCAAGCUAUUCAAUGGAGAUGAACUGCUUGAGGUCAAUGGCAUAUCUCUGAUUGGUGAGACACACAAGGAAGUAGUAAGAAUCUUGAAGGAGCUUCCACUCUGUGUAUACAUGAUAUGCUGUAGGCCCGCCCCUCACCUGCCAACUGACACGGAUGCUUUCCAACCAGAAUCAGAGGCUUUGUCCACAACACCUAAAUUGAAGAAACAAAUAGAUCUGAGCAGAGUGCUGGUUGUUGAAGACUCAGAGGUGAACACAGCAGCCGCAGCGACACAGGAUAAUGUGACAGAGGAGGCAAUAGGAUCUCCUUUGGCUAUGUGGGAGCUGGAGAUCCAGAAUAUCGAGCUCGAGAAGGGAGAAGGGGGAUUGGGAUUCAGCAUUUUGGACUACCAGGACCCACUGGACCCUGCCAAGACGGUGAUCGUGAUUCGCUCUCUCGUUCCCAACGGUGUGGCCGAGCAUGAUGGCAGACUGUUGCCAGGGGACCGACUCAUGUAUGUUAACACCACCAACCUGGAGAACGCCAGUCUGGAGGAUGCCGUUCAGGCCCUGAAGGGGGCCAUGCUCGGCAAGGUCCAGAUAGGAGUCGCCAAACCGCUGCCUGGAAUAUGUGGAUAUUCCCAGUCUCCACACCCAUAUGGUGAGCAGGAAAUAACAUCAUCAUCCACCAUCCAUUCAUUUGACUUCAACAGUAUUUUGGUUGAAGAAGGAGAGGAAGAAGAUCUGGCUGAGGGCAUCGUUUACCGAGCAGAGCCUGCAUUGAUUGACACCAGUGAAGCAGACCUCUCUGAUGACAAGGUGUUAGAUCAUACUUACUCUGGGAUUGAGGACGACACUUUCCAGGCAUCCAUGAUUGCACUUCACGGCAGCGGCUGUAGUGCAGACCUGGAUUACUUGCACUCAUCCACACCUAAGCUGACAGCUCGCCUGGACUUGUUGGCUGAUCACCCGCGCUUCACAACACCGUCCGGCCUCGGAGACAACACUCAAGUGUUCUCACCAGAGAAGUCGGCCUGUUUCACCCCUCCGAGUUUGAGAGGUCACGUCCCGGCUUUUAAUGCCAUAUUAAGCAGUUCUGAUCAGUUCCUGGCUCAGCACUCGACCAGAGAGGAACCAGUGGAGUCCUCGAACUCAUUCAGCCCGUUCGCUGAAAUAGGGACCAGAUCUAACGUACAGGAGGAACCUGUGGAGUCCCUUCACUACCAGAAGGAGCCACCCAUCCCCUUUGGAGAUAUUGGAGAUAUAAAGAUUUUGAUGAAGGACGAGGAGGCCGGUGUGAGAGAAUCAGCAGAAGACGGUGACAAGGCAGCACUGACCUCAGGGAGCAAUUUUGAAAGGACUAUCACAGUUGUCAAGGGCAACUCCAGCCUUGGCAUGACGGUGUGCGCCAUGAAAGAUGGUUUGGGGAUGCUGAUCCGCAGUAUCAUCCACGGAGGGUCAAUUAGCCGCGAUGGACGUCUUGGUGUCGGUGACCUCAUCCUGGCAAUCAACGGAGAGCCCACUGCCAACCUGACCAACGCCCAGGCUCGUGCCAUGCUGCGAAGACACUCUCUCAUUGCACCGGACAUGGGAUCUGCUUGUUCACCUGAGGACGAUCUGUGCCCAUUUUAUGUCAUUACUUAUGUUCCAGCAGAGUAUCUAGAGGAGUACAAGGCCAGCCUAGAGCAGGCUAAAGAUGAUGUCUUCUCUGAAGCGGCUCCACUCCCAGUUCCAGCACCAAAAAAUAUUCCUAACCUCCCUGAGCGUGAAGAUGGGGAGGGAGAGGAAAGUGCCUCUUACAGCAACUGGAACCAACCUAGGCUAGUGGAGUUGUUCAGAGAGCCAGGCAAGUCCCUGGGCAUCAGCAUCGUCGGAGGCCGAGGGAUGGGCAGCCGCCUGAAUAAUGGAGAAGUGAUGAGGGGGAUUUUUAUCAAACACAUUCUUGCGGACAGUCCUGCUGGACAGAAUGGGACCCUGAAGACUGGAGACAGGAUUGUAGAGGUGGAUGGUGUAGAUUUAAGAGAUGCUAGUCAUGAGGAGGCAGUGGAGGCCAUACGCAGGGCAGGCAACCCUGUCUCCUUCUUGGUCCAGAGUAUUAUUCACAGGCCUAGGCCCGAGUCAAUAUAUAGCCCAGCUCCAUCGCCUGCUGUAGAGAAAAACACCACUGCUUUCACAUGCAUGCCACAUCGCACAUGUCAGUCAUCGAUAACGGACUCCAGCGAGGAGAGAGCAGCAGCAGCUGUGAAAAGGGACAACAAGGACAAGGAGGGUGACAGUCACAGUAGACUUUUCCUCCGCCUCUCCCCAACUAACCCUUUCACUCCUACCCCGUUUAAGCCGGCGAAGCGUGAAGUGGCGAAGGCAUCUCCCACCAGCACUGUCCUCCCCCUGCCAGUGGUGCCUCAUGUGGGAGAGACUGAUACAGACACGCUGACAGAGAUUCCUGGCAGACCUGCCGAGGCAGAGGAGGAAAACGAAGAGGAGGAGGAGGUGGAGGACGAGUUUGGAUACAACUGGAAGAACAUAAUCCGGCGCUAUGGCAGCCUCCCAGGUGUCCUACACAUGAUUGAGCUGGAGAAAGGCAAGACAGGCCUGGGCCUCAGCCUGGCAGGGAACAGGGACCGCUCUCGCAUGAGUGUGUUCGUGGUGGGAAUAGACCCCAACGGGGCGGCCGGGAGGGACGGACGCAUGGUGGUGGGGGAUGAGCUGCUGGAGAUCAACGGGCAAGUCCUUUAUGGCCACAGUCACCAGAAUGCAUCCUCCAUAAUCAAGAGCUCUCCAUCCAAAGUCAAGAUCAUCUUUGUGAGGAACACUGAGGCGCUGAACCAGAUGGCUGUGGGACCUGUGAGAGAACACGAGGGAGACACAGCGGAGCCCCACGCUGAGCUAGAAACAGCUGCGGCUAAUGGUGAUGCCGACGCUUCAAAAUAUGUCCAUCACAUCAUAAAGCUGAAGGAGGACGGAGGACUUGGCAUCACCUUUGUCGAGGGAGACACUGAGAGCGGAGUUGAAAUUCAGACUAUAUCUGAGGUGAAAGGACACACAGGCAAAGAGGGCUGCAUGAGACCGGGGGACAAGCUCUUAACUGUGAAUGGUGAAUCAGUGCUGGGGUACAGUGUGGAAAAGGUCAGUUCUCUACUGAGAAAAGCCAAAGGUCCAGUGAAGCUAACCUUCUCUACAAAUGAGACCUCCUCCUCCUUCUCCUCUCCCCAGUCAACCUGCCUGGACGGGGGUUACUCAGAUGGUGUCCUCGCCAGCCUGCCCAGCAUGCCUAGCGCCGCCACAGCUAUGCUGAGCCCAGCAGAAGCAGAAGCAGUCACUAGCCUGAGUCGCUCCUCCACCCCUUCCACUCUGGCCUGUGACCCAGCGACCUGUCCCAUCAUCCCCGGCUGUGAGACCACCAUCGACAUCUCCAAGGGCCGCACAGGCCUGGGCCUCAGCAUCGUGGGAGGCUGCGACACCCUGCUGGGGGCCAUCAUUAUCCAUGAAGUUUAUGAAGAAGGGGCAGCCUCCAAAGAUGGCAGGCUUUGGGCAGGAGACCAAAUCCUAGAGGUGAAUGGCAUCGACCUGCGUGCAGCCAGUCAUGAUGAAGCCAUCAAUGUGCUGCGGCAGACGCCGCAGAGGGUCCGGCUGUCUGUCUACAGGGAUGAGGCCCAGUACAAGGAGGAAGACCUGUGGGACUCAUUCACUGUUGAGCUGCAUAAGAAGCCUGGUCAUGGCCUGGGCCUCAGCAUUGUAGGGAGGAGGAAUGACACAGGAGUGUUUGUGUCUGAUAUCGUGAAAGGAGGUUUGGUGGACACCGAUGGUCAACUGACGCAGGGCGACCAGAUCCUGUCAGUCAAUGGUGAGGACGUCAGGUCGGCCACUCAGGAGGCCGUGGCUGCACUGCUCAAGUGCUGCGUGGGGCCUAUAAAACUGGAAGUGGGGAGGUUUAAAGCUGGCCCCUUCCACUCUGAGAGAAGGCUUUCUCAAAGCAGUCAGAUGAGUGAAACAGGCAGUUCUAAGGCGGCCUCUCAGUCGUGUUCAGACUCUGGAAACCUUCCUGCUGACCCUGACAAACUAAGUCAGAGUCAGGAAUCUCCGGAGCAUCAGGACACCAGAACAGUGGAGUUCACUAAAGGUCCCAAUGAUUCUCUGGGUAUCAGUAUCGCAGGCGGUGUGGGCAGCCCGCUGGGGGAUAUACCCAUCUUCAUCGCUAUGAUGAACCCUGUCGGCCUGGCUGCUCAGACCCAGAAGCUCAAGAUUGGGGACCGGAUUGUCAGUAUCUGUGGAACCUCUGCUGAAAGCAUGAGCCACGCACAGGCAGUGACUCUGCUCAAGAAUGCCACAGGCACAAUACAGCUGCAGGUGGUAGCAGGUGGUGACACAACCGUGACGGGUCCCUCUCAGGAUCCGGCAGCUGUGGGUCUCACACCCACCUGCAUUUUCCAGGACGACCUCGGCCCACCGCAGUAUAAGACCAUCACUCUUGAGAGAGGACCAGACGGACUAGGUUUCAGUAUAGUUGGAGGGUACGGCAGCCCCCAUGGAGACUUGCCUAUCUAUGUUAAAACAGUUUUUGGAAAGGGAGCAGCAGCGGAGGACGGGCGUCUGAAACGGGGAGACCAGAUCAUGGCCGUUAACGGGCAAACUCUGGAGGGCGUCACUCAUGAAGAAGCCGUCGGGAUCCUGAAAAGGACCAAAGGAACUGUCACACUCACUGUGCUAUCAUAGACACACCUUCGCAAACACCCACAAACAUCCGCAAACGCACACAUACACUCCUCACUGCUUUUCCCACACUCCUACUUGCACCCGAACUUAACCUACACCUUCAAAGACUGAAACUUUAAAGGAGCAACACAGAGGGCAGGCGUAGUGUCGUGUCUCACCGCAGUGGAGCUCACGCCGGCAAUAUUUCACAACCAGGUGAUUGUGUUACAAUCACCAGAUUUUCAGCUGUGAAAAUAUGCAAACUGAAAUAUGAACAGCCACACACUGAUUACUCAUUGUAGCUUUGAACACUGUGAUCCAUUGAAGCCUACUACGAGUAGCUUUACAUGCAGUAUAUGUCAUUAUAAAAACUUGUCACUAAAACAAUCGCUCAAAUUGAUCCUAAAAGUAAUAUGUUAAUUAAAUAUACUGUAUGAAUUCAUAAAUUGUUCACCAUAUAAUUAUGUUUUAAAUCUGUUGUUACAUGAAUCUCAAAGAUGUUGUGAAUAGUAUUAGAAACACUCCAUGACUGGAGUGAAAUAUUCACUGGACACUGUGACUAGUAUUUUACCAUUUACUGUAUUGAGAUACAUGGAUUGGAAGAUUGUUAUUCUCAGUAGCAGAAAACACCCUCAAGCAAUAUCAGAAUAUUUUGACAGAGGAGAGGCCUAUUUUUCCAAGGGUUUCUACAGAGGUACAGUCUUGCACAGGUGAAAGUCAGAGUAAAAUCAGAGCAUGAAACAGCAUGAAAAUACCCUAAUGACUAUUUUAGCUGAUAACAUUAUUAUUUGUCUUUUAUGUUGCACUGCUGUUGGCAGUUCAUCAUACUUUGAAUUUCCUGAUGCUGAUGCUGCUGUAACGGUUGGUGUUACAUGAUGAAGUCACUGUUGUUUUAGCAAAAAGAGAUGUCUGGUGUUGUAAAAUACACUGUGCAUCAACAAAUUUCUGAAGGGAAAGAUGUGAAAUCCUUUAAGUGUGUUUUUAGUGCACACUGCAUGAGGAAUUGUGAAUGAGUGAGUGUGUUUGUGUGACCUACUCACUGAAAUAUAGUGCUGCUAAAGCUGAUGUAUGAGGUAUUAUGUCACAGUACUUGGAUUUUGUAAGUAUUAAUUAAUGUUCACUUAAUGAAAGUGCACGGGAGAGUAAAGAAACUGUUAUUUAGGUUGGAAUGGAUGAGUGGUUCUUCGUGUCAGAUGGAUUGUAGAAUGGACCUGAACUCUUUUUGACCUUAUUGUUUACCCAAAAUGAAGACACCCAGUGUGUAGUUUCUGAAGUCCUUAUGCAUUUGUUGUGUGGUCUAGUGUCAGAGAGAGUUGUCUGUUCUCUGUCUUAUCACCUUAAAUGUGUCUCUAGUACUGUCAAAGUGACAGUAUUGAAUUUAUUCACACUGAAUUAAAUAAAAGUGACCUUUGGAUUCAA